UCCGCCACCCACAACGGACUACUCGUGACUUGGGGUGACGAGGAGAGAAAUGCGGACUUGGGACGAGAAGGUACUAGGAAGCGGGUAUUGCGUGAGCGUGAGGUGUACGGAAAGGGGAGAAGAAAGAGAGAAGAUUGGUGGAAAGUAAGGAGAAUGGUGGUUGAGUGGAAGAAAGGAAUGGAAGUGGCGAGAAACAGAUUGACGUGGGGCAAAAGUUGGUUUUCGGACGGGGCGUGUUCAACAAGCAUUCGGACUUCGGACCGACGGCGUGUUCAGCAAGAAAGUCGCGAUUGCGUGUGCGACUCGGCAUGACACGAAGUGCGCAAGUUACUCGCAGCG
Messenger RNA from Closterium sp. NIES-67, 339 nucleotides. The record is from the annotation of a GenBank genome assembly. Lineage: Eukaryota; Viridiplantae; Streptophyta; Zygnematophyceae; Desmidiales; Closteriaceae.